AACAACAUUACUGAAGAGGCUGCCAGAAUCCAAAGCUUCCUUAGAAAAUACCCUUUUUUUUGCUUAACUAAAUUUUGUGCUCACCACACAGGAACAGGCCCUCACAUUGUCUGCUGACCUUUCACAUUUCCACACUGGCUGGGAGGGAUUGUGAGUUUUUUCCGUUCUUUGUUGAGAGCCUCCCCCCACCCCUAGUUUCUAACUUGAAGGCAGUUCAAAGGGGUUUCUCUGAGUCCUUCAGACUGAGCACGGGGAAGCUCAAGUGGAUAUUAGCCUGUGAGAGAGAAAACCAUGGCAGGGAAGCUGUGUGUGUUUAUCUGCUUCACUGGCCUGAUAUACCUGGUAACUCCAUCAGCAAGCAGAUAUCAUUAUGAUGCUGGAUUAUCCCCCAUAGGUGCCAAACUGGAGGUGCAUGGGGUAUCCUCAUACCCUCACGGACUUCCUGGUCACACUGAUAAGUUGGACAGCAAAGGUGUUUUGGAUCAGGGCUUAACUGAUGUACCAAGUACUGUUCCGUCAGAAGGCAGUAAAGCAGAUGUCCAUGAUGCCAAAGAGCCUUACCCAACAAACGGAAACCGAUGUCCAUAUGUUCAUUCAAGAAUCGUGUCAUUUGCACACCUUUGUAAAACAGAGAAGUAUGUUAUAAGGUCCCAAACCAACUGCCCACCUGAUACACCAGACUGCCAAAGAAUUAUGUACCGACUUGCUCAGAAACCAGUGUAUGAAACUAAAAGGAAAGAAGUAACCAGUUUAGAAUGGAAAUGUUGCCCUGGGUAUGUUGGUACCAACUGUGAGGUCAUUGAUCCCAAUUCAAUUCAGAUUCCUGAAUCACAAGCAGCAAGGUCUGAGACUGAACGGGAACCUUUGCUAAACCCAGAGGUAUCUCAGAUUAUGCAGUCAAUAGAAAAACAAGAAACACUUCUUGAGGAUAUCCAAAAUGACAUUCAUCAGGCAACAGGCAACCUUCUGGAUUUACAGAAUGCACUAGAAAAAAACAUCAGUCUUUCAUCAAACAUGAAUCAAACUAAGUCAGAUACUGAGGAUCGUCUGCUUAGAGACGUAUUUCUACCGUAUGUGGAAAACUUCCUGCGGGAGCAGUUUAAUCCAAUGUGGGAUAGUUUUAACAAAAGCUUACAAAAUCUUUCAGACAUGGUAAAUAACCUCUCAGAAAAUGUUGAAUCAAACCGGAAGAGAAUGGAUAUGUUUCUGGAGAAUACAUUACCAAAAAAAGAUCUUCAUGAGCUAGGCACAAAGUUUGAGUCAAAAAUCCAGGAAAAUAUUGUUAAACUUGAUCACAUGAAGCAUGAAUUGUACAACCAAUUGCAUUUUCAGCAGACUGGAAUUCACUAUAAUUUUACUGUGAUAAAGGCAGACACAGACAUGAAACUUAAGCGAAGUCAAAAAUUGCAACAGUCUCAGUUUGCACACUUGAACAUAAGCAUGGAUGAACUCAGGAGGGGACAAGACCAAAUUCAAGAUCAACUUCAGUCUCUAGCUCAAAAUAUUUCCGAGUUGUCGGUGUCUUGUCGUACUGGAGGAGAAGAAACAACACAGAUUACCUCUGAACAAAUUAAUCAGACUCUCACAGAAUACAAAGGGCAAAUUAGGGACUUAUACACUGAAUCAGAUGCAGCAUUUGAGAACCUUUCUACUUUGGAGAAAUGGUUUAAAGAACUACGAACCGAAUUUAAAAAGAAUGCUCACGAAGUUCAAAUUUCCUUGAUGGAGAAAAGUCUUAUUAUGGAAGAGAAUAAGGACAUUCUUUUGAAGCAGAUAAUAGAACUAAAUUCUACAAUAGGAAGUUUACAGGGGGGAAAUGAUGAUUUGUGGAAAGAUUGUGACUGCCAAAAAAUAACAAUGGAUAUUCUCACUCUUGAAGAAGGUCAAAAUAAUCUUUCCAGCUUACUUAAGAAUGUUUCAUAUGGAAUAGAAGAUGUCAAAGAAAAAGAAGGGUCUUCAAAGACUUCAUUGCAGAAUUCUGUUGAGGACCUCUCUUUAGCUCUUCAUCUUAACCGUCAGUCUCUAUCUGCCCAACAGGAACAAGGGAGAACCCUAGCACGCAUUACUUCUCAACUGGAAUCCCGAUCUAAGAACUUUUCAGAAGAUGUUGAAUUUCUCAAGAAAGAUAAUGACGUGAUAAACAACCAUAUCAAACUUCUUGACAGUACAUUUAGUUCACUUUUGGAGGAUGCCACUAGACACGAUAGAGCUCUACAAGCUUUACUUGGUGAGGAUGUUUUAGAGGUCAUGUCUGAAGAUGAUCCUGUAGUGUUACAAAUGUCACUAUUAGAGAUAUAUGACGUGGUCAAUGAAACACGUCACAGACUUGAAAACCAACAGCUGAUUACAGAUUUACUCAAUAGCAGAUUACAGGUUCUUGAGAUACAGCCUCAGAAAAGAGACUCGCCUGACAUUUCUACAAUCUUUAAUGUUGAGCAGCAAACAGAAGGCAUUCCAAAUUAUGGUCAUUUCAGUGAUUUCAAACAACCAAACAGCGAUGAUCAUUUAGAUGAAUCAAUGUACAGUGAUAUUGCGAUCUUGAAAAAUGACAUAAGAAAUCUAAACGUAAAGUUAACAGCCAUAGAAUCUCAAGUCACUGAAGGAAAUUAUUGCAUUAAUGAUACUAUAGUUAAUGUUUUAAAACCAUAUAAUAUCUCCUUGGGAUCCAUGAGGUCAGAUGUUUUCACACUGAGAGAGCUUUUUACAGAUCAUGUACAAACCUUCCAGAAGAUAUUUAGCAAUUAUGAAACAUUGAUUGCAACCAAUACAACUUUAAAUGUUGCAAAGAUUCAAGCUUUUGUUGAUAAGAAAAUGAAAAAGAAACAGAAUGAAGGAGUGAUCCAAAAGACCAAAAAGGAAUUAGAGCAUCACUGGCAGUCCGAUGGAGCAAGAAGACUUGCAGUGAAACAUGAUUCUUCAGUUGCAUUUGCUGCUGGUUUUACCGAAGGAGCAGAGGGAGUCAAGAUCAUAUCCUUCAACAAAAUUUUCCUCAACUAUGGGAAUGUGUUAUCCCCAGAAGACGGGGUUUUCUAUGCCCCAUAUAAUGGAGUUUAUGCUUUUUCAAUUACUGUGGACUUCAGUCCUGGAAAUGCCCUGAGUUAUUUAAUAUUAGGAGGGCGACAAAAAGUUAUUCUUUACAACAGCAGCAAAGAAGAAAAUGAAAGCGUAAAAGACAGUUUUGUGGUGGUGGAGCUUCAGAAGGAUGAUAAAGUAUGGCUUGAACUUCUUCAAGGUUCUAUUAAGAAGAAUUCUUCUGGCACCCUUCUUGCUGGUUACUUGAUUUUCAAAACGUGAACUUAAUAUGCUAGAAGACUUUGCAAAUAUGUUCAAAAAUAGCUCAAAGUGAUGCUGAUUAACAAUACAGUUUAAGAAAGUAUAUAUCAAAAUUCUUUGUCCUACCAGAUUAUAUCAUGCGUGGUAGUGUCUUAGUGAUUGCUUUCAUGGAUCACACUGCAAGCUAUUUUUACAACCUCACCUUCUUUUGGUAGUACAUGUAUGGGACCUGUUAUCCAGAAUGCUCGGGACCUGGGGUUUUCUGGAAAAUGGAUCUUUCCGUAG
Xenopus laevis (African clawed frog) is the source of this 3558-nucleotide messenger RNA. RefSeq names its product multimerin 2 L homeolog (gene mmrn2.L). The transcript has 7 exons. The record is from RefSeq and is a predicted model, not a curated record. The coding region runs from base 292 to 3294 and encodes 1000 amino acids. Gene Ontology annotation, biological process: negative regulation of cell migration involved in sprouting angiogenesis; negative regulation of vascular endothelial growth factor receptor signaling pathway. NCBI's taxonomy places the organism in Eukaryota, Metazoa, Chordata, Amphibia, Anura, Pipidae. Gene Ontology annotation, cellular component: extracellular region.